This is a messenger RNA of Mytilus trossulus (common blue mussel), 1343 nucleotides long. RefSeq names its product actin, cytoplasmic. NCBI's taxonomy places the organism in Eukaryota, Metazoa, Mollusca, Bivalvia, Mytilida, Mytilidae. The transcript has 2 exons. Bases 112 to 1242 code for a protein of 376 amino acids. The record is from RefSeq and is a predicted model, not a curated record.
CCCAAAAUGCAAAGUGAAAAAGACCGGCGAAUAUUAUAUAUAUAUAUUUAUUCUAUCGUUGUGAACGAAACAGAAAGUUUGUAGCAAUCUCAAUUUAAACCCAAAUUCAAAAUGUGUGAUGACGACGUAGCUGCUUUAGUUGUAGACAAUGGAUCCGGAAUGUGUAAAGCUGGGUUCGCAGGAGACGAUGCUCCAAGAGCUGUAUUUCCAUCAAUUGUCGGAAGACCAAGACAUCAGGGUGUGAUGGUUGGCAUGGGACAGAAAGACAGCUACGUCGGAGAUGAAGCCCAAAGUAAAAGAGGAAUCCUCACACUGAAAUACCCGAUUGAACACGGAAUUGUCACAAACUGGGACGAUAUGGAGAAAAUCUGGCAUCACACUUUCUACAACGAACUCCGUGUCGCACCAGAAGAACACCCCGUUUUACUGACAGAAGCUCCACUCAACCCUAAAGCCAACAGAGAAAAGAUGACACAGAUUAUGUUUGAAACCUUCAACUCUCCAGCUAUGUACGUGGCUAUACAGGCCGUUUUGUCUUUAUACGCUUCCGGUCGUACAACUGGUAUCGUGUUUGAUUCAGGUGAUGGUGUUUCUCAUACCGUACCAAUCUAUGAAGGUUAUGCCCUUCCCCACGCUAUCAUCAGGUUGGACCUUGCCGGUCGGGACCUCACAGACUAUCUGAUGAAAAUUCUCACAGAACGUGGUUAUUCAUUCACAACCACAGCUGAGAGAGAAAUCGUAAGAGACAUUAAAGAAAAAUUGUGCUAUGUUGCAUUAGACUUUGAACAAGAAAUGCAAACUGCAUCUUCAUCAUCAUCGUUAGAAAAAAGCUAUGAGUUACCUGACGGACAGGUCAUCACGAUAGGCAACGAAAGGUUUAGAUGUCCAGAGGCACUGUUACAGCCUUCUUUCUUGGGUAUGGAAUCCGCAGGUAUACACGAAACAACAUACAACAGCAUCAUGAAAUGUGAUGUCGAUAUUCGAAAAGACUUGUAUGCUAAUACUGUACUCUCUGGGGGUUCAACAAUGUUCCCCGGAAUAGCUGACCGUAUGCAGAAAGAAAUUACAGCACUUGCUCCGCCCACAAUGAAGAUCAAGAUCAUUGCUCCACCUGAAAGAAAAUAUUCCGUGUGGAUCGGUGGAUCAAUCUUAGCUUCACUCUCCACCUUCCAACAGAUGUGGAUCAGCAAACAGGAAUACGACGAGUCUGGUCCUUCCAUCGUUCAUAGAAAGUGCUUUUAAUCUGCAAAACAUCUGGUACAAACUUCAAUUACUUUUUAUGUAACAUGUUAUUUAUUGGCGUAGAAAGAAUACUUGGAUAUCUAAAGUACAAUGACCCGACC